CUCUCCCUUCCAGCCCCCCCUGGACAAACGUGCCCGGACGCUGAGCUCCAGCACCUGGGAAGAGACCCCCCGGAAGCCCCCCGCCCAGAGGGGCCGGAGGGCUCGCCAGAGGAGCCCCGCCCCGGAGGAGCCCCAGUACGAGACGGACUACACCACGGCCGUGGACUCCAGCGAUGAGCAGGAGCCGGAGGAGUGGGGGAGCCUUUACCCGCCCAUCCCUUCCGACGAUGCCCGCCAGAGGUACAAGCAGGACUUCGACAGCGACCUCAAGCGCUACAAGCAGCUGUGUGGCGAGAUGGAUGGCAUCAACGACCAGAUCAACCAGCUCAGCCGGCAGCUGGACCAGCUCCCGGAGGACUCGCUCCAGUACCAG
Molecule: messenger RNA, 373 nt
Organism: Thamnophis sirtalis
Lineage: Eukaryota; Metazoa; Chordata; Lepidosauria; Squamata; Natricidae
Source: RefSeq, a predicted model, not a curated record